Cylindrotheca closterium is the source of this 1671-nucleotide messenger RNA. The record is from the annotation of a GenBank genome assembly. NCBI's taxonomy places the organism in Eukaryota, Bacillariophyta, Bacillariophyceae, Bacillariales, Bacillariaceae.
AUGAAGCUAAAAGUCUCGAUGAAUCCUUGCAGCGGACAGCGAAUAUUUCGUCUGUUGGUUUUGGUCGUCAUUGUUGCUGUGGGUUUGACACUGCAAGGAACCAGCAUUGCACGAGUGCAGAGCGAUUUGAAGCUCUCGCUUUUGGAUACAGUUGCAAUGGUGAAGGAAAAUAUCCCGUCUGUUCUUGCAGAAGGUUCAGAGGAGGGACGUUCCCUAAGGGCAGUGACUAGCAGCCCAACAACAUCCCGUGCGCCCUCACCUCAGCGCAAUUGGACAAAGCCUCCGAAAGAUCAUUCGGAAUAUACAAGGAAUGUGGAGAGGCUACAUCGGGCGGUAAAUGCCUCACUAGAGGUUUCUUCAACGCCUCCCACACCAAGUCCUGAAGAAGAAAAGAAGGCAAAAGAAGCUCACAUAGCUUUGCGAGAACAGCAACUAGUCGAGGCACGAGAGAGAGCUUAUCAAAAGUAUGGUGCACCAAUUGAAACUCCCUAUUUCAACGCUUCGGUCCCCUUUGAACACUUUUCGCAUAUCAAAUAUUAUGGUUUUGCGGGUCUAGGUCAUAGAUUGGCGAGGCAAGCUGUAGCUAUGUACUUGGCUAGACGAAUGGGAUUUGCCUGUCGAGGGUACUGGUCACGGACCAUCUAUAGCAACAAAACGACAGAUUUGUUUACUGAAAUGUUUGAACCGUACACCCGAGACGAUUUCAAGUAUGUCAACUCGACCGGAAAGCAUGUUGGAUACUCCAAUGAAGUAGAUGGUGCCAUGGGUAUGGUUUCUAGCAACAGUGAGGGGCAAGAAGGACCGCCAUGUACGUGUACCAAUGACGAGGUACAAGUACACUAUGAUUUCUACAUGUCACUGCGAAAUAAAUACCGUCGACGGGACCGAAUCCAAGCCUUUAUGGAAGAGAACAAGUUUGCCGAGCACAUUGUUUUUGGAAUUCACAUUCGUGCUGGGAAUGGAGAAACGGGCGACUUCACAAACAAGGACAGACCGAUCAAUUUCGAUCCAAAGGUAUUUGUCCUAACAGUCUUGAAGAAGAUAGUGGAGACAUGGCCACCAGACAGCCUAUCCAAGCCACCCAUGAUCUUCCUGGCAACGGAUGAUCCAAAGUAUCGAAUGCUGAUUCUUGAUCAACUUGAGGAGCUCGGACUAUCCUGGCCCGUUGCCCUUUUGGAACAGGAGUUCAUGGAGUCUGGUGUUUUACUCGGGGCAAAUAGGGAUAGUGAUGUGGAUCAGUGGCACUUCAUGUUCCAAGAUAUGGUGAUCCUCAGCUACGCGGACGUGGUACUGGCAAUCAAAUAUUCCUCAUUCACUCAAUCACUUCCAGCAUCGAUAGUCAUGGGUCGCCCACUUGCGGAGAGGACGAUAAAGGAUUCCUUUUGUGAGUUUAUAGAUGUCACCAAAGAAGAGGGGUCACCUGUAACUGUAUUUGCCAAUGAAACAGCUCCGAUAUUUGAAGUUCACUGCUAUGAUCAAGUAAUGAGGUGGUGCUGUUGGAAUCCAAACAAAACACACAAGAAAGCAUUGAAGUUUACUACUUUGGAAUAUCAGACGCAAUUUCCCAACAUGACAGUCUACAACUUUGCGAAAAAUGAAUAUUUGAGCUUUGAAACAGCGCUUGGACAGACACUAGGAAAGAGGAAGCUUUCGUAUGUCAAGGUUUUAUGA